Molecule: messenger RNA, 2369 nt
Organism: Lasiosphaeria miniovina
Lineage: Eukaryota; Fungi; Ascomycota; Sordariomycetes; Sordariales; Lasiosphaeriaceae
Product: WD40-repeat-containing domain protein
Exons: 2
Coding region: 442-2307 (621 amino acids)
Cellular component (GO): mRNA cleavage and polyadenylation specificity factor complex
Molecular function (GO): protein binding
Source: RefSeq, a predicted model, not a curated record
AAGAGGGAGACGUAAGUUUACAUUUUCACAUUUAAUUCAGGUUCCUGCAUGACACAAAAGGCUUCCCAUCAUAUCCUUUCAGUCCUCGUUCUUUCUUUUCCCUUUUCCUUUCCGCGCAAAGCCAGUCUGUCGGUCUGUCAGUCUGUCAGUCAGACAGUCAUCUGUCUGUCUGGUUGUGGGUGAUGGGGGCCAUGCCUCAUUUCAUCCCGUCUCCUGCUCCAUCUCUGGCCCUGGCCUGGCCCUGUCCGGGGAACAAGUCUGUUCUCCUCUACAUGUUCGGGAACAGUCUGUUGUUCUGCUUGAAUCUAGCCGUCCUCUACUCGGAUAUCAAGACAUCCUUCGACGUCGUGCUCCAGCAGCAGUUGCUGCGCACACUCGUAGCCCAACAAAUCUACCUUCUACCUUCAUUAUUAACACCCCUACCUUUCAUUCGCUGCCAACAUGGCUAAAAUCUAUGUGUUCAAUGCGCGAUACGGCACAAACGAAGGCAAGCUAACCCUGCUUUGGAAAGGCCCUGUCACUGACUAUGGCUCUACUAUUGUCCACUGGAUGCGCCAUCGUGAGCCCAGGUACAAGGGCUCCUACCAAGGCGAACUCGAGAGACCGAGCCCCAGCUACAUGGUUGACAUGCUCCCACCGUAUGCCCGCGUCGCAAGCCCUGCCGACUCGGUGCCGUCGCGACACCUGCACUCAUCGCUGAAUAAGAUCAAGCACCCAGUCAAUGUUAUAAGGUGGACGCCAGAAGGCCGCCGAUUGUUGACCGCCUCGAGCAGCGGCGAGUUUACCCUCUGGAAUGGCACUGGCUUCAAUUUUGAAACCAUCAUGCAGGCUCACGAUUCCGCCAUUCGCGCCCUCGCCUACUCGCACAGCGACGACUGGCUCGUGUCGGCCGACCAUGACGGUGUCAUCAAGUACUGGCAACCAAACUUCAACAAUGUCGAGAGCAUCCGCGGCCACCAGGACCCCGUGCGAGACCUCGCCUUCAGCCCCAACGACUCGAAGUUUGUCACGGCUUCCGACGACUCAACCCUGCGCAUCUUUGACUUUGCCGGCGGAGUAGCCGAGUCUACGCUGUCGGGCCACGGCUGGGACGCCAAGAGCUGCGACUGGCACCCCACAAAGGGCCUGAUCGUCUCGGGCUCCAAAGACCACCUGGUCAAGCUCUGGGACCCCAGGACUGGCCGCUGCCUGACAACCCUCCACGGCCACAAGAACACCAUCACCAAGACCGUCUUCGAGAGGGUUCAGGGCAUGUGCCUGGCCACGUCGGCUCGCGACCAGACAGCCCGCGUCUUCGACUUGCGUAUGAUGCGCGAUAUCUGUCUCCUCCGCGGCCACGAGAAGGACAUAUCCACCGUGGCCUGGCAUCCCAUACACUCAAACCUCCUCAGCACCGGCGGCUCCGAAGGCUCGCUCUUCCACUACCUUUUAGACGAGCCCAAUACGCCCCCGGGCCAGGCCACAACCAUUGCCCCUUAUGAUUGCCCAGACCCCAGUCUAGCUCCAGCCCAGGCCAUCUAUCCCGCCCACAAGGUCCCCUUUGCCCAUGAUUUUGCCAUCUGGUCUCUUGACUGGCACCCGCUGGGCCACAUUCUAGCGUCGGGGUCCAACGAUCGUAUCACGAGGUUCUGGUCUCGAGCGCGACCGGGCGAGGCCGAUUCCUUCAACGACCGCUAUCACAUCGGCGAGGCCGCCGCCGAGGCCCAGGGCACCUGGGACCGCCGGGGCGGCCGCCACAUGCGCCAGGUCGAGGAGGAGCAGGAGCUCGAGGACGAGAUGGACGGCCUGGUCGACCAGAAGCUACCUAUCAAGCAGCCGCCCUCGGGCUUUCCCGGCAUUCCAGGCCUGCCUCUCCAGAAGAUGGGUCCUGGCGGCAUGAUCCCGCUGCCGCCCGUGAUCCCCGGCGUCGGCGGCGCGCACCACCCGCCGCCCCUCCCCUUCCCUCUGCCCGGCAUGCACGGCGUCCCGCCCCUCCCGGGCAUGGACCUCAAGAACCCGCCGGACCUGGCCGCGAUUGCUGAGAUGAUGAAGAAAGCGGGCAUACCGCCGCCUCCACCCCCAGGCGGACACCUCCCGCCGGGCAUGCUCCCCCCAGGUCUCAUCCCGCCGCCGGGUUUCCCCCUGCCGCCCGGGUUCCCGCCGCCGCCGCCGCACCUCCUGGCCCAGCAGCAGCAGCAGCAGGUCGCGCAGGCCGCCUACGAUGCCGAGCAGACCGCGGAGUCCAUCCGGAGGCGGGCGCCUCUGCCGAGCCAGGAAGAGAGCCUGCGCCUGGAGCAGAGCAGGGGCCACUACACUCGCCUCAGAUAGUCCCCGAGGGGAGGAAGUGGUGAUGGCGGUGGUGGUGGCUGUGACGAGAGCGGAGAGGACAG